Messenger RNA from Owenia fusiformis, 4089 nucleotides. Lineage: Eukaryota; Metazoa; Annelida; Polychaeta; Sabellida; Oweniidae. The record is from the annotation of a GenBank genome assembly.
CUUACUUCUUUACGUUUGGUGGAAAAUUCAAAAACAAGAAAAACAUAAUUUUCUUCACAAUCAAUUUAAAUGAGUUUUCUUGGCUAGAAAAAUGAUGUUCACAGUCAUCAAGUAUGAACCUAUGAUGCUGAAUUGAUUCUUGAGGCAAUGAAGUGAGGAGACCCUUGACAAAUCAACAUGGCUUCACCUAGGGGGGUCAAUGAACUAUCCAAACUAAGGGCUGAGAAUAUUGCGCUAGCAGAAGAAUUGGCUCAAUGUCAGGCAGACAAGGAGUUUGUUUGGUCGCUAUGGAAACGACUACAAGUGGCAUCGCCAGAUAUCACACAAUCUAUUGGACUGGUCAUACAAAGGGAAAAGGAGAAAGCAGAACUGAAAGACCGCAAGGUUCUGGGGAUUCUUCAGUUGAAAGAUGACAAAAUAGAACAACUCCAGAAAACAGUUGCAUCUCAAUCGAAGGAACUCAGUGAAUUUAUCAAUAGAAAACUUGAAAUACAAGAUGAGGUGAACAGACUACUUGCAGAGAACCAUGUUCUAAGACAGCAACAUACACAACUCAAGCAACAGGUGGUCUCUAUUGGGGAGGAAAAGACUAGUUCAAGUGAACAGAACCAGAAAGAGAUCUAUAAUCUGAAGCAAGAAAAAUAUGAUUUCAACCAGAGAAUCACUGAUCUGAGUAAGCAAUGUGCAAUUUUGAACAGUGACAAGGCAGACCUAACUGCUGUAAAGCAUACCCUGGAGAACAAGAUCAAGGGUUUGGAAACUGAACUGAAAAUGUGGGUGGAAAAACAUGCCUCUGUGUCUAAAGAUCAUGACGAGUCAAGAAAGUUGCUGAAGAAGUGUGAGGUGCAGCUGAAAAAACACACAAGAGAUAUAGAGGCUAAAAACAAAGAACUUGAGAAUGUCAGGAAGGAGUUAUCAGAACUAUGGAUGACACACAGGCAAUGUACAGAGCAUGCAUCAGCACAGAAUGACAUCAUUCAACAGCUACAGGCUCUACAGCAUGACACCCAGAAGGUGCUAGAAACACAAGAGACUAAAAGGACUUUAGAGAACAAAUCUCUGCAACAGCUUUAUAAUGAGCUGGAAGUGAAGUAUGCUGCUACUAGGGAUUCCGAAAACCAGCUAAGACAAGACACUAUAGAGCUAAAUAAGCAACUGCUCCAGAGUGAGAGUGAAAUAAGGAACCUACAGAAACAAGUGGAUGAUUUAGAUGUUGCCAAUAAAAGUAUCGCUACGCAGGCCUCCCUAGAAAAUGAGGUUUGUGCAAGAGAGGAGGCAGAGAAGAUAGCUGACUUGGAAAGUGAAGUUGAUGAUCUAACUUCUAAAAUAGCUGAACAGAACAGAAUCAUUCGAAGAUUAGAGACCUCUGAAGCACUAUCACCCCGUCCACUCUCCCCCAUUCACAAUUCUUCACCUCAUCCAAGGUCAAGGUCAGAUAGGUCACCCUUUAGGUCAGAGAGGUCACCAAUGAAGUCAAGGCUGGAAAGGUCACCUGUAAGGUCAUCUCCUAAAAAGAUCUCUCAAACUAAGGAAUUGCAGAGAAGACUUGAAUCAGCAGAGAAGAAAUACAAAGAUGCUCAACACUUGAUCAAAUUAAAGGGUGAAGAGUUGAAGCAACUACGCAGUGCUCACAGCAGGAGACUAGAUAGAUUGAAAGCACUCCAAGCUGAUCAUAAACUUUUACGCCAACAGCUAGUCACCGCUGAGGAGGAGUUACAUGGUGUUAAACGCAAGAAGGCCAAGCUGAGUAGGUCAACACCCAAGGACUUACAAAAUGAAGAUACAGACACUGUAUGGAAUGAACUGACUUACUUCAAACAAGAGAACAAAAAUCUGCAAGUUGAAAGGAUGAACUUAAGUGAAGAGGUUGAUACAUUAAGGGUACAGACCAAGCAAGAUGCAGCUACUAUACAUGAGCUGAACAUGUGUAUUGAACAAGAGAAACAAGAACUAAGAUAUGCUCUUGAUGAGAUUUCUCAUUCUAAGCCAGAAUAUGAAAAUCGCAUCGCAUCACUGAAAGAAGAACUGAACGAUGCUAUCAUAAAACUUAAGAUAUCCGAGGACGAACUAGAUUCAUUGAGGGGACAGUGUGACAAUCUAUUGAAAACAACAGAUAAUGUAGAAACAGAGAAAUUAUCUUGGAUGGAUGAAAGAAGAGCAUACAAGAGUGAAGUGAAUGAAUUGAAGGAAAGUGAAGCCAACUAUAGAAUACAAAUAGCAGAUCUAAAACGAGAUAUUCACAGACUCAACUUGCAGCUGAGGGUUCAUGCUAGCAAGGGUUCCCCUAGUACCCCUAAUAGGAGGAGAGCCCCAGUAGGGGGGAAGCAGAAGCUAAGCCCAUCAAGACACUACCAGAAGAUGCUCAACAAGUCCAUAGAGAAGAUGAGCAAUAUGAUUGAGGGAUUCAAUGAUGAUGAUUGGCAGGAGGUCUCAGACUCAGGAGAUGAGAGCAAUGACCUAGAGGAGUCAACUGGUACAGAGGCAAGUCUCGGAGCUAAUAUCGUCAAGGCAACAAGAAGAACACAGGCCAGGGAGGAUCCCAUAGCUUCAAAUGUAGCUGUAAAAGAUGUUGCCACAUCUCCGCUGAAAUCUGGACGUAGAGCAAUGCAUAGAGGGAAUACUAUUAGUCAACAACAGGCAAAGCAACAAAGUCUCCUGAGGCACAGAGUCAGCUCAUUGCAACAACAGGUGUCAAUCCUAAGAGGUGCUAAACAGUCACUACAGAAAUCACUGAAUGGACAGAAAUCUCUAAAUGAACAACUGCAAUCAGAUCUGAAUGUGGCAAACCAAAGGCUCCUUAUUAAUAGGAGAGAAAUUCAGAAAUUAGGAGGAGACUUGGAGAAAGCAGCCAUUGAUAAGGAUAUGGUGCCACCUAUUGAGAAGAAUCAACACACCGAGUCAGACUGGAAGCAUCUUCAGAACAGACUGCGGGAUUCAGCCAAUGAAGUUAGCAAACAGUCAACUCUUAUUAAGAGUCUGCGUGAAGAAAAUGAUGAACUACGGGAACAAAUUAAACAAUUAAAUGAAAGGGUAAAUCGUCUUGAGCGGGACAAUGGUCAAAAGAGAAUCCUACUGGAAGAUGUGCGUCUGAAAUUGAAAAUAUCUCAGGAAAAUGCUAAUACAGAUACAAAGGCAAUGGCUGAGGUGGAAAACAGACUUCGUAGUGUCACAGAAACAAGUGAUAGAUUUAAGACACAAUGCGACUCUCUCAGAAAGCGUCUCGGUGUAGCCACCAAGGAAAAACAAGAAUAUGAAGAGAACUAUAGAAAAACCUCUGCACAAUUGGAUAAGAAGACUAAGGCAAUAUCAGAGCUCCAAGCGAAGGUAUCUGAACUACAAUCUAGUCUACAGGAGGUGGAGCGCAUGGCGGAGCGACAGCUGUAUGGCUUAGCCAAUCAGAGUGAAGAAGCAAUCGAGACAGCUCAGAAUAAACUUGUCAAAAUGCACACCAAUGUGCAGGAAUACCAGUCGUUUUUAAAAAAUUUCUCCCAUGAUCUGCUUAGAAGUAUACAGCAAACAAGAGCAGAGAUAUAUCGCCAAAAACACAAACCAUCCACUACUGCUGAGUCGUUACGUAAAGCCAAGCUUGUAGCUGGUAAUAUUCUCAACCUUAGCCAAUCAGAUGUCGAGGAGCUCAUGAUUGGAGAGGAGUUAAAAUCUCAGGCCACUGAAUUGGAGCAAGGAAAGAAAAGAGACCAAAAGUGGAGUAAAAAACUAGAGAAGAUAUUGACCAAGAAAGAAUUCGAAAGCGACUUGACUGAAAUGAUGAGUGAGAAGUUAGAAGAGAAAUUGGACUUAAUACACACUCUGUAUGAGAACAGAUGACACACUGAGCAGUUAACACAUUGAACAGAGGACACAUUGAACAGUUUACACUCUGAACAUAUGACACAUUGAACAGUUGACACACUGACGGUUGACACAUUGGACAGUUGACACAUUGAAUAGUUGAACUACUGAGCAGAUGGCAUUCUGAACAGUUGACACACUGAACAAAUGACAAACUAAAAAUAUGACACACUGAACAAAUGACAAACUAAAAAUAUGACACACUGAGCAAAUGACACACUGUUAGCUAAGAGCUGGAAU